Saccostrea echinata is the source of this 2201-nucleotide messenger RNA. RefSeq names its product myc protein-like. NCBI's taxonomy places the organism in Eukaryota, Metazoa, Mollusca, Bivalvia, Ostreida, Ostreidae. The record is from RefSeq and is a predicted model, not a curated record. Gene Ontology annotation, biological process: regulation of transcription by RNA polymerase II. Gene Ontology annotation, molecular function: DNA-binding transcription factor activity, RNA polymerase II-specific; RNA polymerase II cis-regulatory region sequence-specific DNA binding; protein dimerization activity. The transcript has 3 exons. Bases 139 to 1281 code for a protein of 380 amino acids.
UGUAUGAAUAUACAUUAUGCAUAAUUGUGAGACGGCUCGGUUUAUGAAGGAGUCAAUUCUUGGGCAUAAGAUCACAGUUGCCAAGGAUUCAACCGAUAUCAAUACCUGUACGUUUAUUAAUAGUGUUGGAAUUUUAACAUGUUAAUUGGACGAAACGAGAAAAACGGAAUAAUGGACUACGAAACUUUCCAACCCUGCUUCUAUGAAAAUGAAACGGAGACCUUAUCCCCAAGUUCUUUGCCAAAUGAGGAUAUGUGGAAGAAAUUCGAAUUGUUACCAACUCCACCUUUGUCACCCAGACGGGAUGAUGAAUAUGACAUGAAUUCCCUGGAUUUGGAAGAUUUCAACCUUAUCUUUGAUGAGUUUUUUCAGAAAGAAAGUGAUAAUCGAAAAAUCAUGACGUUUUCUGAGAGUCCUCCGAAUUUGAAUUCAAACUUGAUUCAAGAUUGUAUGUGGUCUGGGGAUUCUGGUCGUUACCCCACUGGAGAAAAUGCAGUAUGUUCUGAUGUCAACUCAGCAGAUUGUGUAGAUCCAGCAGCUGUGUUUCCCUAUCCCAUACAUAGUUUGAACAGCAUUCACAGUGAAACUAAGCUUCACAGCUUGGGAACAGAAACCCCAUCUGACUCAGAAGAAGAAAUUGAUGUGGUGACAGUGGAGAAAAAGCAACUGCAACAAGUACCUGUGGUGUCUGCAAAGAAAACUGUUUUUACAGUGCAGAGUGUGAAAACCGAGAGAGUAGAGGGAAGUGAGGAUAAAUUAGGUGCUGCUAAAACAACUGUCACAGUGAAAGUGAAGGUGGACUGUCCAACUGAUGAACAUCCGUACAGUUUACCUGUGUCAUCUCUCAAACGUGUUCGGUCUCUUCCAAAUUCCCCUUCUAUGUCACCAUUACCAUCAAAAAGGUGUAAAAGAGAAUUAAGUGACAGAGACAUUAAGAAAGUGUGUCAUAAACUUCGGGGUAGUGGUAGUAGUAGUGCUUCUUCAAGUCGAAAUUCUUCAGACUCUGAAGAAUACCCUGAAGGGAAAAGGACUCAACACAAUGUAUUAGAACGUAAACGUAGAAAUGACCUCAAAUUCAGUUUUUUCAGUCUCAGGGAUAGUGUGCCAGAACUAGUGAAACAGGAACGUGCACCAAAAGUUCAAAUUCUCAAAAAGGCAUCUGAUUACAUCAGAAAAUUAUCUGCUGAUGAACGCAGACUUGAAAGUGAAAGAGAAUUGCUCCAGGAAAAACAUGAACAGCUCAGGAGAACUUUAGAAAAGCUUCAUGCUAGAGAGUUUUAAAGCUAGGAUAGCUAGACUUUUUGUGUACAAGCUAAAUUUAGGGCAAGUUUGUGUUCACCUCAUAUAACCCAAAUUGUGUUCAAAAAGACAAGGUUCAGAAAUUUUAUCAUGGUGGCAUUUCAUUUGACACUGCCAGUCUGCAACUUACUUUGAUGAAAAUCAUUGUUUUGACUGUUUUGUACAUUUAAUAUUCAGUCUCCUGUUUUCUAUAAUUAUACAUAUAUAUAUAUAUAUACUUUCUUUAUACUGCCUGUAGAAAGUAGUUGUACACGGAAUUUCUUUUGUUGAUGAUUUUAAGUUUUUGUUAGCUUGAGUUAAAUGUUAUGUCUUUGUACUAUUUUGCACAAAGAUUUGUCUUGAAAAACCCUAAAUAAUGACUUGUUGAAAUUUGAAAAUUUUAUUGUAAAAUACAUUUCUGUAUAUGUUUCACUGUCUGCAAGAAGCAGUGUUGUGGUUUAUGAGUCUUUGUUUGGUUAAUGCUAUUACCUUUUUUAUCUGUAUAGUUUUGUUACAUGAUAUUGUUUGAUAUAAUUGUAUAAUGAAAUGUUCUAAAGCUUCAUUAAUCUAAUGAAAAUUGAUAAAUGACUAUACCGAAAUCUGCAUUUCAAGUAUUGUGAAAAUAAAGCUGGUUGUAUUUCUUGUCAUAUGUUUCAUAGAAAUACUACCUAUUGCUCAUGUUGAGAUAUGUGUGUUUUUUGCUGUGCAAUGUUAAAAUAUGUAUGUCCUAACGUGUCCAUUUCUUAUUCUGUAGAAACCAUAUAUUUUGCAUAAAGUUUUCAUAUAUGUUUCCUUGCAGUGAUAUUAGUGCUGUAACCAUCAGAUUGGCUUUCAUCUCUGUAUUAUGCAUCAUGCACAUAUCUACAACUUUGCUUUGUAUAAUUUUCACCUCAUUCAACAUAAUAAAUUUUAAAUACCUUUGA